Styela clava is the source of this 519-nucleotide messenger RNA. The record is from RefSeq and is a predicted model, not a curated record. NCBI's taxonomy places the organism in Eukaryota, Metazoa, Chordata, Ascidiacea, Stolidobranchia, Styelidae.
GUCACCGACACGCAUCGAUAACCUCUGCAAACUCUGAUUUUUCUCUUUGCCAGUGUUCUUGACGUCCAUUCAUUUUUGGUUGUGGAGUUUUGUUCUGCGUUUUAUUCAAAUUAAAAGAUGGCUGGUCUGGCAGCAAAGAUUCCCGUUUGGAGCAAAGCGGUUGUUAGCUUUUCAAGACCCAAAUUGCAAACAUUUUAUAAAUAUGCCAAAGUAGAACUUCGUCCUCCAACCCCUGGUGAAAUGAGUCAAGCAGUUGGAGAUGCACAGAAAGGAAUAAAAAGUUUAAUAUCUGGAAAAUUUAUGGAAUUGUCUGUCAAGCAAGGAUGGCAAAACACUCUUGUUGCCACAGAGAUUUUGAUGUGGUUCUUUGUUGGAGAAAUAAUCGGAAGAAGAAGUUUAAUUGGAUAUAAAGUUUAAUGAGAAUGGUUUUGAUUACAUUUGAUUUUGAAGUUCAUGUUUUGGUUGAUCUAUAUUACAAAAGCUAGACCUUACUCUUCUAAAUAUAGUAAUAAUAUCUUA